AUGUGUAAAAUUGAGAAAUACAAAAUGUUUAAGAAAGUGGCAUUAGGUAUUUCAGGAGGCGUUGAUAGUGCUGUUGCUGCACUUUUGCUCAAACGAGCUGGAUACCAAGUAGAAGGAGUAUUCAUGAGGAAUUGGGAUAAUAACUAUGAAGCUGGAUUUUGCUCAGACGAAAAAGAUUUUGAAGACGCAACAUACGUGUGUCGUAAGCUCAAUAUUCCCUUGCAUAGAGUUUAUUUUAUCAAAGAAUAUUGGAACGAUGUAUUCACAGUAAUACUUAAAGAAUACGAGACGGGUCUGACGCCAAACCCCGACAUACUGUGCAAUAGAUAUAUUAAAUUUGAUAGCUUUUUCCAACAUUGCAGGAACAAUUUAGGAAUUGAUGCAAUUGCUACUGGACACUAUGCUAAUACAUCAUUUGGUCCGUUUUUGGAAAAAUAUAAUGAAAACGAAGGAGUAAGAUUACUGCAGCCUACAGAUAAACACAAAGAUCAAACAUUUUUCUUGUCACAAAUAAAGCAGUUUGCUCUAAGAAAAUGUAUGUUCCCACUAGCUGGGUUACUGAAGAAAGAAGUUAGAGAAAUAGCGAAGUCUGAAGGCCUUCUAAAUGUAGCCAACAAGAAGGAUAGUACAGGAAUAUGUUUCAUUGGAAAAAAUAAGUUUCAGAAUUUUAUUGAAGAGUAUAUCCAGACCAAGAAGGGUCUAUUUAUAGACAUAGACACAGGACAAGUAGUGGGUGAACAUGGAGGUCUGCAUAAGUGGACAGUAGGGCAAAGAUGUGGUUUGCCUAAUUAUACAGGACCUUAUUUCAUAUUCAAGAAAGAUUUAGAAACAAAUAAUAUUUAUGUGGUAUUGGGUACUAAACAUCCAGCUUUGUGGAACAAUAUAUGCUUCACUGACCCUCCACAUUGGAUUCACAGUGAACCAUUAGAACUAGCCAGCAACAAUGUAUUGGAGUGCUACUUUAGAUUCCAACACACAAAACCUCUCACAGCUUGUAGAGUAGUCAACAACAGAGAGGGCCUCACAAUCAUAUUACAAAAUAAUCUAAGAGCUCUCACUGAAGGACAGUUUGGAGUCUUUUAUAAAGAUGGAGAAUGCCUUGGUAGUGCAAAGAUAAGAGAUGUUUGUCAUAAUUUAGAUUUUACUAAAAAUAAUUGA
Messenger RNA from Spodoptera littoralis (African cotton leafworm), 1158 nucleotides. The record is from the annotation of a GenBank genome assembly. Lineage: Eukaryota; Metazoa; Arthropoda; Insecta; Lepidoptera; Noctuidae.